Molecule: messenger RNA, 573 nt
Organism: Thlaspi arvense
Lineage: Eukaryota; Viridiplantae; Streptophyta; Magnoliopsida; Brassicales; Brassicaceae
Source: the annotation of a GenBank genome assembly
AUGGCAUUCAGGAAAUGCGCAUUUCAGACAAAUGAAGCUCUAAAAUGGCUAAGGUUCUUGUUCAUGAAGUUUAAUCCUUCCUGCGAGGUUUCGGGAAUAGUUUGCUACUUGUUCCCAAGGGACAAGGCACAAGCUCAUAUGUUUUCUGAUCCUAACAUGGCCAUGAAGAAAAACCCUUUCGAUAAUUAUUCCUCAGACGCUCACUUUUGCAUGGUUCAACUUCUUCUUCUCUGGGAGAAUAGUGUGCUACAUGUUCCCCAAAGGACAAGGCACACGCUCAGAUUUUUUUCUGAUCCUAACAUGGCCCUUUCGAUGAUUAUCCCCCAGACACUCACUUUUGCAUGGGUCAACUUCUUCUUCUCUGGGUUUGUACUUCUUGAAAAAUGGACAUAUAAGGUUACAUUGAAUGGCAAAGAGCUGGAGUCCAUCGCAUAUGAAAAUCUGAAAUGUAUGAGAAACAACCACGAGAGCUACAUCUUCAAAUCUCUUAAGUUUAUCCCUUCUUCCGGAGUUUCGGAGAAUGGCAUUGACUUGAUCACUAUUGACGUUAGCUACGUGAGUAGUCGUUCGUGA